UGGCCCGGCUUAGUCUUAAAUCUUAGAAAAGAAAAAAAAAUCUACCUGGGCACUGGCGAUAGGAACACUCACAGUAUCAGUCAGAGUGGCACUUGACUGAGUGGCUUCUUAUUUUGAGUGGAGUUAGGGAGCCUGAGCUCCUGCCCAUGGAGGGUGUGGCUUCUGAAGACAGCCUUUCCGGCAGACUGGAGACCUCUGGCUGCCAGCAGUCAUUUUAUGAGGUGUCUAUAGAGUCAGCUCCCUGGAGAGGAGGAGACUGAGAUGAGGUCACCUGGCCCAGCAGGUCAGCAGGGGAGGGUCAGCCCAGGGGCUGUGUGCCCAGCCCUUUGGUAAAGCAGCGUUUUCUCUUUAAUUCAUCCUAAAUGUGCAUUCUACUAUUAAUUACUGCGGGACAAAAAGGGAUUAGUGCAGCUGGCUGGCUCCCCCCGCCCCCCUUUGCACUUUCACACUUCCCCUUCGCUGCUGCCGACCAGUUGAAAGGGCAGUUGGGUUUCCUGUCCGUCUUUUGUUUGAGCUGCAGUGAAACCCCCUGGAUUCAGAAGACAGGACCUGAAUGGGGCACCAGGCUGAGCCGUCCGAUCUGUACUGGGUGCCAUGAAAGCUCCACGCAGGCCUUACCAUGGAAGGCUGUGACUCGCCGGUCGUCUCGGGGAAGGACAAUGGGUGCAGUAUCCCUCAGCACCGGCAAUGGACUGAACUCAACAGCACCCACCUCCCCGACAAACCCAGUAGCAUGGAGCAGCCCGCAGGCGAGAGCCACGGGCCCCUGGACAGCCUGAGGGCCCCCUUCAACGAGCGCCUGUCUGAGAGCAGCACCGCUGUCUCGGCCGGGCCUCCCGCCGAGCCCGCCAGCAAGGAGGUCAGCUGCAACGAGUGCUCGGCCUCCUUCGCCAGCCUCCAGGCCUACAUGGAGCAUCCCUGCCCUGGCGCCCACCCCGCGCCGCCCCUGCGGGAGGAGAGCGCGAGCGACACCAGCGAGGAGGGCGACGAGGAGAGCGACGUGGAGAACCUGGCCGGGGAGAUCGUCUACCAGCCGGACGGCUCGGCGUACAUUGUGGAGAGCCUGAGCCAGCUGACCCAGAGUGGGGGUGCAUGUGGCAGUGGGCCUGUCCCUUCUCUCUUCCUGAACUCUCUCCCUGGGGCGGGGGGCAAACAAGGGGACCCUUCGUGUGCUGCACCCGUCUACCCACAGAUCAUCAACACUUUCCACAUAGCCUCAUCCUUCGGGAAAUGGUUUGAUGGCUCGGACCAGGCUUUCCCGAAUACCUCAGCCCUGGCGGGGCUCAGUCCUGUCCUGCACAGCUUCCGCGUUUUUGACGUGCGACACAAAAGCAACAAGGAUUACCUGAACAGCGACGGUUCUGCCAAAAGCUCCUGCGUAUCCAAAGAUGUUCCCAACAACGUGGACCUGUCCACGUUCGAUGGCUUUGUGCUCUACGGCAAGAGGAAGCCCAUCCUGAUGUGUUUCUUGUGCAAACUCUCGUUUGGGUACGUUCGUUCGUUUGUGACCCACGCGGUGCACGACCAUCGAAUGACCCUGAGCGAGGACGAGCGGAAAAUUCUUAGCAAUAAGAACAUCUCCGCUAUCAUCCAAGGGAUCGGCAAAGACAAGGAACCCCUUGUCAGUUUUCUGGAACCAAAAAACAAAAACUUUCAACACCCUUUAGUUUCCACAGCUAACCUCAUAGGCUCCGGACACAGUUUUUAUGGUAAAUUUAGUGGCAUUCGGAUGGAAGGGGAGGAGGCUCUCCCAGCCGGCACUGCCGCUGGCCCUGAGCAGCCCCAGGCUGGUCUUUUGGCCCCUAGCACCCUCUUGAACCUUGGCGGGCUCACCAGCUCGGUCCUGAAGACCCCCAUUACCUCAGUCCCCCUGGGGCCUCUGGCUUCCAGUCCUACCAAAUCCUCAGAGGGCAAGGACUGUGGGGCAGCCGACGGAGAGAAGCAAGAAGUGGGUGAUCCCGAUUGCUUCUCCGAGAAAGCAGAACCAGCUGAGGAAGAGGAGGCAGAGGAGGAAGAGGAGGAGGAGGAGGUGGAGGAGGAGGAGGAGGAAGAGGAGGAGGAAGAAGAGGAAGAGGAAGACGAGGGCUGCAAAGGACUCUUUCCAAGCGAGUUGGAUGAUGAGCUGGAGGACAGAGCCCUCGAGGAGUCCGGGGCUGCGGCCGGUGGUGGUAGCAAAAAGGAACUUGCUCUCUCAAACCAAAGCAUUUCUAACUCCCCCUUAACGCCUAAUGUGCUCCAGACCUUGUCGAGGAGCACAGCUUCUACUAGUUCUAAUUCCGCUUCUUCCUUUGUUGUCUUUGAUGGUGCGAACAGGAGGAAUCGUUUAAGCUUUAACAGUGAGGGCGUCAGGGCCCACGUGGCGGAGGGCGGCCGGAGGCUGGACUUCACUGAUGAAAGUGCCAAUAAAGACAAUGCCACAGCACCAGAACCAAAUGAAAGCACAGAGGGUGACGAUGGGGGCUUCGUCCCCCAUCACCAGCAUGCUGGCUCCCUCUGCGAGCUUGGGGUUGGGGAGUGCCCCUCGGGGAGCGGCGUGGAGUGCCCCAAAUGUGACACGGUCCUGGGCUCCUCCCGUUCGCUGGGUGGCCACAUGACCAUGAUGCAUUCUCGUAACUCGUGCAAGACACUCAAGUGCCCCAAGUGUAACUGGCACUAUAAGUACCAGCAGACGCUGGAGGCACACAUGAAGGAGAAGCACCCGGAGCCAGGGGGCUCUUGUGUCUACUGCAAAAGCGGGCAGCCCCACCCCCGGUUGGCACGAGGCGAGAGCUACACGUGCGGUUACAAGCCUUUCCGCUGCGAGGUGUGUAACUACUCCACAACGACCAAAGGCAACCUCAGUAUUCAUAUGCAGUCCGACAAGCAUCUCAACAACAUGCAGAACCUGCAGAACGGAGGUGGGGAGCAGGUCUUCAGCCACAGUGCUGGGGCGGCGGCGGCCGCGGCGGCGGCAGCAGCCGCAGCUGCCAAUAUCAGCAGCUCCUGCGGGGCUCCCUCACCCACCAAACCAAAAACCAAACCCACGUGGCGGUGUGAGGUGUGCGACUAUGAGACCAACGUGGCCAGGAACCUCCGCAUCCACAUGACCAGCGAGAAGCAUAUGCAUAACAUGAUGUUACUGCAGCAGAACAUGACCCAGAUCCAACACAACCGCCACCUGGGCCUGGGCAGCUUGCCUUCGCCUGCUGAAGCCGAGCUCUACCAGUACUACCUGGCCCAGAACAUGAACCUGCCCAACCUGAAGAUGGAUGGUUCGGCCUCCGACGCCCAGUUCAUGAUGAGUGGAUUCCAGCUGGAUCCCACAGGGCCCAUGGCCGCCAUGACACCUGCUCUAGUGGGCGGUGAGAUCCCCCUCGACAUGCGGCUCGGGGGCGGGCAGCUGGUGUCGGAGGAGCUGAUGAACCUGGGCGAGAGUUUCAUUCAGACCAACGACCCUUCGCUGAAGCUUUUCCAGUGUGCCGUCUGCAACAAGUUCACGACGGACAACUUGGACAUGCUGGGGCUGCACAUGAACGUGGAGCGCAGCCUUUCCGAGGACGAGUGGAAGGCUGUGAUGGGGGACUCCUACCAGUGCAAGCUCUGCCGCUACAACACCCAGCUCAAGGCCAACUUCCAGCUGCACUGCAAGACGGACAAGCACGUGCAGAAGUACCAGCUGGUCGCCCACAUCAAAGAGGGCGGCAAGGCCAACGAGUGGAGACUCAAGUGUGUGGCCAUCGGCAACCCUGUGCACCUCAAGUGCAAUGCCUGCGACUACUACACCAACAGCUUGGAGAAGCUGCGGCUGCACACGGUCAACUCCAGGCAUGAGGCCAGCCUGAAGUUGUACAAGCACCUGCAGCAGCACGAGAGCGGUGUGGAGGGCGAGAGCUGCUACUACCACUGCGUCCUGUGCAACUAUUCCACCAAGGCCAAGCUGAACCUCAUCCAGCACGUGCGCUCCAUGAAGCACCAGCGCAGCGAGAGCCUGCGCAAGCUGCAGCGGCUGCAGAAGGGCCUGCCGGAGGAGGACGAGGACCUGGGCCAGAUCUUCACCAUCCGCAGGUGCCCCUCCACCGAUCCAGAAGAAGCCAUUGAAGAUGUGGAAGGACCCAGUGAAACAGCUGCUGAUCCUGAGGAGCUUGUUAAAGACCCCGAGAGUGGAGGCGAGAAAGACCAGAGCAAGUGGACAGCACCGUCCAGCCAGUCAGAGAAGGAGCUGACAGAGUCUCCCGCAACCUCCAAGCGCAUCUCCUUCCCAGGUAGCUCUGAGUCUCCACUCUCUUCGAAGCGACCGAAAACCUCCGAGGAGAUCAAGGCGGAGCAGAUGUACCAGUGUCCCUACUGCAAGUACAGCAAUGCCGACGUGAACCGGCUGCGGGUGCACGCCAUGACCCAGCACUCGGUGCAACCCAUGCUCCGCUGCCCCCUGUGCCAGGACAUGCUCAACAACAAGAUCCACCUCCAGCUGCACCUCACGCACCUCCACAGCGUGGCCCCCGACUGCGUGGAGAAGCUCAUCAUGACGGUGACCACCCCGGAGAUGGUGAUGCCGAGCAGCAUGUUCCUCCCCGCGGCCGUUCCGGAUCGAGACGGGCCUUCCAAUCCCGAAGAGGCAGGAAAGCCGCCCGACACUUCGGAGGAUCUGGGAAAGAGCAUCCCGCCCUCUGUGAGCACAGAGGGCAGUGGAGACGUGAAACCCGCCUCUGCCGAGCCCGGCUCUGUGAGAGAAGACUCGGGCUUCCUCUGCUGGAAGAAGGGGUGCAACCAGGUCUUCAAAACCUCCGCGGCCCUCCAGACCCAUUUCAAUGAGGUGCAUGCCAAGAGGCCUCAGCUGCCCGUGUCGGAUCGCCACGUGUACAAGUACCGCUGUAACCAGUGCAGCCUGGCUUUUAAGACCAUCGAGAAGCUGCAGCUCCAUUCUCAGUACCAUGUGAUCAGAGCUGCCACCAUGUGCUGUCUUUGUCAGCGCAGUUUCCGAACCUUCCAGGCUCUGAAAAAACACCUGGAGACAAGCCACUUGGAGCUGAGUGAGGCUGACAUCCAGCAACUCUACGGCGGCCUCCUAGCCAAUGGCGACCUCCUGGCGAUGGGAGACCCCACCCUGGCGGAAGACCACACCAUAAUUGUGGAAGAAGACAAGGAGGAGGAGAGCGACUUGGAAGAUAAGCAGAGCCCAACAGGCAGUGACUCUGGGUCUGUCCAAGAAGAUUCUGGCUCCGAGCCAAAGAGAGCUCUGCCUUUCAGGAAAGGCCCCAAUUUUACCAUGGAAAAGUUUCUAGACCCUUCUCGCCCUUACAAGUGUACUGUCUGCAAGGAGUCUUUUACUCAAAAGAAUAUCCUCUUAGUGCACUACAACUCUGUCUCCCACCUGCAUAAGUUAAAGAGAGCCCUUCAAGAAUCGGCCACGGGUCAGCCAGAACCCACCAGCAGCCCGGACAACAAACCUUUUAAGUGUAACACUUGUAACGUGGCUUACAGCCAGAGUUCCACUCUGGAGAUUCACAUGAGGUCUGUGCUGCAUCAAACCAAGGCCCGGGCAGCCAAACUGGAGGCCGCAAGUGGCAGCAGCAAUGGGACCGGGAGCGGCGGCGGCGGCGGCGGCAUCUCCCUGAGCUCCUCCGCGCCCAGUCCCGCCGGCAGCGGCGGCGCCAACGCCUUCGCCACCACCAACGCCGGCCCUGCUGGCGUCACGCCGAGCCCCAGCCUGCUGAGCCAGGGGCCCGCCGAGAGCGUGGCCAUGCCCGCCCUGGGGAAUCCCAUCAGUGCCAACACGGCCUCUCCUUCAGAGCCCAAAGAGGCCAACCGCAAGAAGCUCGCAGACAUGAUCGCGUCCAGGCAGCAGCAGCAGCAGCAGCAGCAGCAACAGGCGCAGGCGCAGACCUUGGCCCAGGCCCAGGCUCAAGUUCAGGCUCACUUGCAGCAGGAGCUGCAGCAGCAGGCCGCCCUGAUCCAGUCUCAGCUGUUCAACCCCACCCUCCUCCCUCACUUCCCCAUGACCCCCGAGACUCUGCUGCAGCUCCAGCAGCAACAGCACCUCCUCUUCCCCUUCUACAUCCCCAGUGCCGAGUUCCAGCUCAACCCCGAGGUGAACUUGCCCGUGAGCGGCGGGGCGCUGACCCUGACGGGGACGGGCCCGGGGCUGCUGGAGGACUUGAAGGCCCAGGUGCAGAUCCCGCAGCAGAUCCUGCAGCAGCCGCCGCCGCCGCCGCCGGGCCAGCUCUCCCUGCCCCAGAGCCACGCCGCCCUCCUGCAGCCGGGCCAGCACCCGGAGAAGAAAAACAAACUGGCCGUCAAGGAAAAGGACAAGGACGGCGCGCGGGAGCGGGAGGGCGCGGAAGGCGGGGAGGGCGCCGCGGCGGGGCCCAAGGAGCUGCUGCUGCUGCCCGAGGGCGGGAAGGCCAAGGAGAAGAAGGAGCCGGCGGCGCCGGGGGGCGGCGGGGGCCCCGAGCCGCCCGUGCUCCCGCCGCGCAUCGCCUCGGACGCCCGGGGCAACGCCACCAAGGCCCUGCUGGAGAACUUCGGCUUCGAGCUGGUCAUCCAGUACAACGAGAACAAGCAGAAGGGGCAGAAGAAGAGCGCGAGGGCGGAGGCCGGGGAGAGCCCCGAGAAGCUCGAGUGCGAGGCCUGCGGCAAGCUCUUCUCCAACGUCCUGAUCCUCAAGAGCCACCAGGAGCACGUGCACCAGACCUACUUCCCCUUCCAGCAGCUCGAGCGGUUCGCCCAGCAGUACCGGGAGCAUUACGACAAGCUGUACCCGCUGAGGCCGCAGACCCCGGAGCCGCCGCCGCCGCCGCCCCCGCCGCCGCCCCCGCCGCCGCCGCCGCUGCCCGCCGCGCCGCCCCAGCCCGCGGCCGCGCCCGCCCUGCCCGCCGCGGCGCCGCCCAUCACCUCGCCCCCGCUCGCCCCCGCGCAGCCCUCCGUGCCGCUCACGCAGCUCUCCAUGCCCGUGGAGCUGCCCAUCUUCUCGCCGCUGAUGAUGCAGACCAUGCCGCUGCAGACGCUGCCGGCGCAGCUGCCCCCGCAGCUCGGCCCCGUGGAGCCCCUGCCCGCCGAGCUGGCCCAGCUCUACCAGCACCCGCUCAACCCGAGCCUGCUGCAGCAGCAGAACAAGCGGCCGCGCACCCGCAUCACCGACGACCAGCUGCGCGUGCUCCGCCAGUACUUCGACAUCAACAACUCCCCCAGCGAGGAGCAGAUCAAGGAGAUGGCGGACAAGUCCGGCCUGCCCCAGAAGGUGAUCAAGCACUGGUUCCGGAACACGCUCUUCAAAGAGCGCCAGCGGAACAAGGACUCGCCCUACAACUUCAGCAACCCCCCCAUCACCAGCCUGGAGGAGCUCAAGAUCGACUCCCGGCCCCCCUCGCCCGAGCCGCAGAAGCAGGAGUACUGGGGGAGCAAGAGGUCCUCGAGAACGCGGUUCACGGACUACCAGCUGAGGGUCCUCCAGGACUUCUUUGAUGCCAACGCUUACCCAAAGGACGAUGAAUUUGAGCAGCUCUCGAACCUACUGAACCUUCCCACCCGAGUCAUCGUGGUGUGGUUUCAGAACGCGCGGCAGAAGGCCAGGAAGAACUACGAGAACCAGGGAGAGGGCAAAGACGGGGAGCGGCGCGAGCUGACCAACGACAGGUACAUCCGCACGAGCAACCUCAACUACCAGUGCAAGAAGUGCAGCCUCGUGUUCCAGCGCAUCUUCGAUCUCAUCAAGCACCAGAAGAAGCUGUGUUACAAGGACGAGGACGAGGAGGGCCAGGACGACAGCCAGAACGAGGACUCCAUGGACGCCAUGGAGAUCCUCACGCCCACCAGCUCGUCCUGCAGCACCCCGAUGCCCGCCCAGGCCUACGGCGCCCCCGCCCCGGCAGCCAGUGCCGCCCCCUCUGCUUUCCUGCAGCUCACGGCAGAGGCCGAUGAGCUGGCCGCCUUCGGCGUGAAGGCCGAGGCGAGUGAUGAGAAACCAAAGCAGGCUGAACCCCCCGGUGCGCAGCCAACCCCAACCCAAGAGAAGCAAGGUCAACCAAAGCCCGAGCUGCAGCAGCAGGACCAGCCCGAGCAGAAGCCCGGUGCGCCCCAGCAGAAGCUUGCGCAGCUGGCCGCGCCGCCCUCCCUGACUCAGCCCCCUCCCCAGGCGGCGCCCCCACCGUGCCCCUUGCCGCAGUCCAGCCCCAGCCCCUCUCAGCUCUCUCAUCUGCCCCUCAAGCCGCUCCACACGUCCACUCCGCAACAGCUGGCCAACCUACCUCCGCAGCUCAUCCCCUACCAGUGUGAGCAGUGCAAGCUGGCCUUCCCGUCCUUCGAGCACUGGCAGGAGCAUCAGCAACUCCACUUCCUGAGUGCGCAGAACCAGUUCAUCCACCCCCAGUUUUUGGACAGGUCCCUGGACAUGCCUUUCAUGCUGUUCGACCCCAGUAACCCGCUCCUGGCCAGCCAGCUGCUCUCCGGGGCCAUCCCUCAGAUCCCUGCGAGCUCUGCCACGUCUCCUUCCACGCCGACCUCCACCAUGAACACGCUGAAGAGGAAGCUGGAGGAAAAGGCCAGCGCAAGCCCUGGCGAAAACGACAGCGGGGCCGGAGAAGAGCCUCAGAGAGACAAGCGGCUGAGGACCACCAUCACACCCGAGCAGCUAGAAAUCCUCUACCAAAAGUACCUACUGGACUCCAACCCAACUCGCAAGAUGUUGGAUCACAUCGCGCAUGAGGUGGGCCUAAAGAAACGCGUGGUGCAGGUGUGGUUUCAGAACACCCGGGCCCGCGAGCGGAAGGGCCAGUUCCGGGCCGUGGGGCCGGCCCAGGCCCACCGCAGAUGCCCUUUCUGCAGAGCUCUCUUCAAAGCCAAGACCGCCCUCGAGGCUCAUAUCCGGUCUCGCCACUGGCACGAAGCCAAGAGAGCUGGCUACAACCUCACUCUGUCCGCCAUGCUCUUGGACUGCGAUGGGGGGCUCCAGAUGAAGGGAGAUAUUUUUGACGGCACUAGCUUUUCCCACCUUCCCCCAAGCAGUAGUGAUGGCCAGGGUGUCCCCCUUUCGCCCGUGAGUAAAACCAUGGAGCUGUCUCCCAGAACUCUCCUGAGCCCUUCCUCCAUCAAGGUGGAAGGCAUCGAAGACUUCGAAAGCCCCUCCAUGUCUUCGGUGAAUCUGAACUUUGACCAAACGAAGCUGGACAACGACGACUGUUCCUCUGUCAACACGGCAAUCACGGACACCACCACGGGGGACGAGGGCAACGCGGACAAUGACAGCGCGACGGGAAUCGCAACGGAAACCAAAUCUUCUGCGCCCAGCGAGGGGCUGACCAAAGCAGCCAUGAUGGCCAUGUCGGAGUACGAAGAUCGCUUGUCAUCUGGUCUGGUCAGCCCAGCCCCGAGCUUUUACAGCAAGGAAUAUGACAAUGAAGGUACAGUGGACUACAGUGAAACCUCAAGCCUCGCAGACCCCUGUUCCCCGAGUCCGGGCGCAAGCGGGUCUGCGGGCAAAUCCGGUGACAACGGGGAUCGGCCCGGGCAGAAACGUUUCCGCACUCAGAUGACGAAUCUGCAGCUGAAGGUCCUCAAGUCAUGCUUUAAUGACUACAGGACGCCCACCAUGCUGGAGUGUGAGGUCCUGGGCAAUGACAUUGGACUGCCAAAGAGAGUUGUUCAGGUCUGGUUCCAGAAUGCCCGGGCAAAAGAAAAGAAGUCCAAGUUAAGCAUGGCCAAGCAUUUUGGUAUAAACCAAACGAGUUACGAGGGACCCAAAACAGAGUGCACUUUGUGUGGCAUCAAGUACAGCGCUCGGCUGUCUGUACGUGACCAUAUCUUUUCCCAACAGCACAUCUCCAAAGUUAAAGACACCAUCGGAAGCCAGUUGGACAAGGAGAAAGAGUACUUUGACCCAGCCACUGUCCGUCAGCUGAUGGCUCAACAAGAGCUGGACCGGAUUAAAAAGGCCAAUGAGGUCCUUGGACUGGCAGCUCAGCAGCAAGGGAUGUUUGACAACGCCCCGCUCCAGGCUCUUAACCUUCCCACCGCAUACCCAGCGCUCCAGGGCAUUCCUCCUGUGUUGCUCCCCGGCCUCAACAGCCCCUCCUUGCCAGGCUUUACUCCAUCGAACACAGCUUUAACGUCUCCUAAACCGAACUUGAUGGGUCUGCCCAGCACAACAGUUCCUUCCCCCGGCCUCCCCACAUCUGGAUUACCAAAUAAGCCGUCCUCAGCCUCGCUGAGCUCCCCAACCCCAGCACAAGCCACCCUGGCGAUGGCCGCCCAGCAGCCGCUCCCCCCCCAGCAGCAGCCGCCGCCGCCGCAGGUGCCGCCGCCCGCCGCCCCGCCGGCCGCCCCCGCGCAGCCCGCGCCCCAGCUCCCGCCGCAGCAGCCGCAGCCGCAGCCGCAGCCGCGGAAGGACAAGGACGGCGGCGAGAAGGCGAAGGAGAAGGAAAAGACACACAAAGGGAAGGGGGAGCCCCUCCCUGUGCCCAAGAAGGAGAAGGGCGAGGCCCCCGCGGCGGCCGCGGCCACCCUCUCCGCCCCGCUGCCCGCCAUGGAGUACGCGGUGGACCCCGCGCAGCUGCAGGCCCUGCAGGCGGCCUUGACUUCGGACCCCGCGGCGUUGCUCACGAGCCAGUUCCUUCCCUACUUCGUCCCCGGCUUCUCCCCGUACUACGCCCCCCAGCUCCCCGGCGCCCUGCAGAGCGGGUACCUGCAGCCCAUGUACGGCAUGGAGGGCCUGUUCCCCUACAGCCCCGCGCUGUCGCAGGCGCUCAUGGGGCUGUCCCCCGGCUCCCUGCUGCAGCAGUACCAGCAAUACCAGCAGAGCCUGCAGGAGGCCAUCCAGCAGCAGCAGCAGCAGCGGCAGCUACAGCAGCAGCAGCCGCCGCCCAAGGCGCAGCCGCCGCCGCCGCCGCCGCAGCCCAAAGCAAGCCAGACCCCAGUCCCCCCGGGGGCUGCCUCCCCAGACAAAGACCCUGCCAAAGAAUCCCCCAAACCAGAAGAGCAGAAAAACGCCCCCCGAGAGGUGUCCCCCCUCGUGCCGAAGCCCCCCGACGAGCCAGAAGCGGAAAGCAAAGGCGCCGCGGCGGACCCCCUCUGCGACCCCUUCAUCGUUCCAAAGGUGCAGUCCAAGCUGGUGUGCCGCAAGUGCCAGGCGGGCUUCGGCGACGAGGAGGCGGCGAGGAGCCACCUGCAGGCGCCCUGCUGCCCGGGCGGCGGCCAGCCGGCGGCGGCGGCGGCGGCGCUGCAGGAGCCGGUGCUGCGCGUGGCCGGCGCGGGCGGCCCCGGGGGCGCGGGCGGCGGCGGGUACCACUGCCUGGCGUGCGAGAGCGCGCUGUGCGGGGAGGAGGCGCUGCGGCAGCAUCUCGAGUCGGCCUUGCACAAACACAGAACAAUCACGAGAGCAGCGAGAAACGCCAAAGAGCACCCUAGUCUAUUACCUCACUCCGCCUGCUUCCCCGAUCCUAGCACCGCAUCUACCUCGCAGUCUGCCGCUCACUCAAACGACAGCCCCCCUCCCCCGACGGCCGCCGCCCCCCCCUCGCCCCCCUGCGCGCCCCCCCACGCCCCCAGGAAGUCUUGGCCGCCCGCGGCCCCCCGGGCCCCCGCCGCGAAGCCCCCUCCUCCUCCUUUCCCUCCUCUCUCCUCAUCUUCAACGGUUACCUCAAGUUCAUGCAGCACCUCAGGGGUUCAGCCCUCGAUGCCAACAGACGACUAUUCGGAGGAGUCUGACACGGAUCUCAGCCAAAAGUCCGACGGCCCGGCGAGCCCGGCGCAGGGUCCCCCAGACCCCGGCUGCCCCCAGGACAGUGGUCUGACCAGUGUAGGAACGGACACCUUCAGAUUGUAAGCUUUGAAGAUGAACCAUACAGACAAAAUGAAUUUAAAUAAAAUUAAUAACAAACCAAUUUCAAAAAAAAAAUAGACUAACUGCAAUUCCAAAGCUUCUAACCAAAAAAACAAAAAAACACAAAAACAAAAAAAAAAACAUUAAAAAAAGUGAAAAGGAAAAAGCGUGGGUUGUUUUCCCAUAUACCUAUCUAUGCCGGUGAUUUUACAUUCUUGUCUUUUCUCUCUCUCUCUUUUUCU
Molecule: messenger RNA, 12033 nt
Organism: Perognathus longimembris pacificus (Pacific pocket mouse)
Lineage: Eukaryota; Metazoa; Chordata; Mammalia; Rodentia; Heteromyidae
Gene: Zfhx3
Product: zinc finger homeobox 3
Biological process (GO): regulation of transcription by RNA polymerase II; brain development; regulation of neuron differentiation
Cellular component (GO): nucleus
Molecular function (GO): DNA-binding transcription factor activity, RNA polymerase II-specific; zinc ion binding; RNA polymerase II cis-regulatory region sequence-specific DNA binding
Source: RefSeq, a predicted model, not a curated record